This is a messenger RNA of Oppia nitens, 583 nucleotides long. RefSeq lists its product as uncharacterized. NCBI's taxonomy places the organism in Eukaryota, Metazoa, Arthropoda, Arachnida, Sarcoptiformes, Oppiidae. The transcript has 4 exons. Gene Ontology annotation, molecular function: protein binding. The record is from RefSeq and is a predicted model, not a curated record. Bases 92 to 583 code for a protein of 163 amino acids.
UUUAAUUAAUUGUUUCGAUAUUUAAUUGUAGCCAAAAUUAUAGGUUUUGAAUUGAUUGUAAAGAUCACUGAAGACAACAACAACAACAUUGAUGUCAAUGGGGAAGAAUGACUCGUUUGAUCGUUUCGGCGAUGAUUUGUGUCAACUAUUGCUUCAAUAUCUGCCAAUCGAUGACAAACUGAGACUACAAUCGGUGUCCAAACAGUGGUUGGCAUUGAUAUUCAAUACACAAACUGAUCUCAUAUUUAAUAAUAAACUAUUGAAAACAGUGUCUUUGAAUACAAGUCGUGACAAUAAUUGGUUAAUUAGAUUGUUUGAAGUGAUUGUCUCAAAGUGUCCAAACAUUACUACAGUUAACAUAAGAUUAAGUUCAAUACUUUCCGGUGCUGUUUAUAUUAUCAACCGUUUAAUCAAUUUAUUAAUGAAAAACUGUCACCGAUUGCGACACUUCUCAAUUAUAUUCAAUUACAACGAUUUCUUGUUGGACGGCGGACUCUGGCCGGACAUCUAUGAUAUGUUUAAACUGUUUAUCUGUCAAUUUGGCCAACAAUUGUUGACAUUCAAUGGUCGACAGUAUACCUAA